Molecule: messenger RNA, 1155 nt
Organism: Lasiodiplodia theobromae
Lineage: Eukaryota; Fungi; Ascomycota; Dothideomycetes; Botryosphaeriales; Botryosphaeriaceae
Product: C6 transcription factor 2
Exons: 1
Coding region: 1-1155 (384 amino acids)
Biological process (GO): regulation of DNA-templated transcription
Molecular function (GO): zinc ion binding; DNA-binding transcription factor activity, RNA polymerase II-specific
Source: RefSeq, a predicted model, not a curated record
AUGGCAUCCUCAAGCUCCAGCUCCAGCUCCAGCUCCAGGUCGGACAACACUUCUCUCACCUGGCCGAACACCGGGGGCCACCACUUGCCCAGUUCCCCAAGCCCAGACCGACCACCGAGCACGAUACUUCGGGCCGCGUGCAAUGACUGCCACCAGGCAAAAGUCAAGUGCAUUUUCGAGGCGCAGUCGUCGGCGUGCGUCAGAUGCCGGAAGCGGGGCAGAGACUGCACACGCAGCGUCUCGAAGCCGCUCGGUCGGGCAAGGAAGAAGCCGAAGCGGGCCAUGUCGAUGUCUUGUACGCCGCAGAACAAUAACGACGACGACAUCGGCGUGCUGAUGAGCCCCGGCGCCGGGGAACGGGACUGCUCCUACUGCCCCUAUGCGGAUCCCGGCGCCGACUGCUGCCUCCACACCAACAGCAACAAUCGUGGGGAGGACCUUGACCCGCUGUUUGUGCCGCCCGUCAUCGACGCGAGCAUGGAUCUGUGGUUUGAUGACUCGGCCGGCCUGGCCAGCACACCACUGUUGCCUAAAGACAUCACCGACAACAAAGCCUCCUCCACCGAUCCCCAGGGGGAAGGAGAAGCCCACCCACCUGUUUCGGAGAUUAGUGCCUGCAGCUGCAGCGCCGCGUUGGCGGCCAUGAUGCACGCCUUCGUCCCGGGCAGCAGCAGAAACAACAGCAUGGCUCGACCGCCCGACACACUGCUGCGGCUAAACGUGACGGCGCUAGAAGUUGCGCGCGGCCAUCUGGAGUGCCCGAGACGGCACGGAGGAGUGUCCGUCCGGAUGCUGGUGCUGCACCUAGUGCAAGCGGCAUUGGCCAACUGUCGGGAAGUAGCAUCUGCGUUUCAGGGCCACCAUGUCGCCGACGAGUGCGUGCAGGUCAGGCUGGGCUCGUAUGCCGUCGACAAUGAUGACUGUGGAGAGAGUGCGCGGCUGCUGGCUCAUCGCAUCAUCGCGCUGCAGGUGCAGAAGAAGAUCCUGCCGCUCGUUGACGCGUUACUGACGUUUCAACGGCGGCAUGGCGGGAGUGACGACAGUGGCGGUUGGGGGCCUGCGGAAGAGGAAGAUGAUGAUGAAUGGGCGUGUCGGUUGAUGGCGGGGCUGCUGAGGGCGGAGGCGGAUGGCAUGAUCGCCGUGCUUUCUUCCUAG